Molecule: messenger RNA, 3047 nt
Organism: Diuraphis noxia (Russian wheat aphid)
Lineage: Eukaryota; Metazoa; Arthropoda; Insecta; Hemiptera; Aphididae
Gene: SH3PX1
Product: sorting nexin 33-like protein SH3PX1
Biological process (GO): endosomal transport; plasma membrane tubulation; endocytosis
Cellular component (GO): cytoplasmic vesicle; plasma membrane
Molecular function (GO): protein binding; phosphatidylinositol binding
Source: RefSeq, a predicted model, not a curated record
UAUUGCGUUAUUCCUUCCCGAACUAACAUCACGUUAUUACUUAUGACUAAUUACGUUAUCGCCGGGGUCAUCGGUCCGAUGCGACCGUGACGGAUUCCGACGACAAAACCGUCAUUGCGAUCGUCCGCCCCCUCGUCUGCGGAUCCCGCGACGUUGAGAUAACGUCAGUGGCGGCGAACGUUAUCAACGCAAAGCGCAACAACAAACAGGCAAUAGAACAAUAGUGACCAUACAUUUCCAUAACUGUUACGGUCAUAUUCGUAGCAAAUCAUCAUUUUUUAUUAUCACCAUCGUUACUGUUAUGUUAAUUGGGGAAUGCAUUGUGCGAUAUAGAAUUAAUAAUUGUUCGUCGGAUUAUACAACGCCCGCGCCCACACACGCACACGCACGGCGACGACCAAUUGGAUCGACUUUCGUGGUUCGUUUGUGUAUAUUGUAAGCUUUUGAUACUCCUCCGCCGCUUCAUCGACUAGAAAUUAAUUGUUUACACGCACUCGUAAUUGCGCCGUUGUUGUUUCCGCAUUUAUUGGAGACUCGGACCGGGCAGUCGAUGGCCAAAUUGUUUUGAUAUCCGCGUCCUCGCAGACCACCGCCGGACCCGCCUCCGCCACUGAUCGAUCUCUGCGUGUGAGCUCCCCCUUCGUUUGGCGUGCGUGCAUUUUUUUAGCCGCCGACGCAGGACAAGCCUUCGUGGUUCCACAGCGGGGAGAAAGCUAUAAGAAGAAGAAUCGUACGUCAUUUUGGUCCAUGGAAUUUGUGGUCCGCUAAAAAUAAGCACUUGGGGAGGACACAAUAUAGCUACUAAGCCACACCACCUCAAUGGCGUCAACAGCUAACAUCAUGAUUGAACCCAUGAUGUCUUAAGUUGGCGAGCAAGUGCAGUAGCCUAAAGCUUUUUAUCAUCAGUUCAGUAGCAUCUACGCACAUCUCCUACACUACGAUCAUUACUCCUAGGAUGAAGGUUUUAGUGUUGUAUGAUUUUGUGGGUGAACCCGGUUCAUCAGAACUAUCAGUGACUGCUGGUGAGACAYUGGUGGUAAGCCGACAGGAUGUUGGUGAAGGCUGGUGGGAAGGAACAAAUGCAUCUGGCCGCACAGGCUUGUUUCCAGCAGCAUAUGUYGAGGAAAUUAAAACCAAAGCAGUUAACAGAACAGAUGAAAGUAAACCACCACCAACUUUACCACCGCCACCRUUACCGCCAUCAACAGAUCCAUGGGAAGUUGAUGAUCAGCAAAAUGAAUUUUAUUCACAAGUUCCUGGUAGUCACAAUCAGCAACAAAAUGCAUAUUCAAAUCAACAGUCACCUGAUGAUUAUUAUGAUGAUGAAUGGGAUGACGAUUCUGAAUAUGGUGGUGGCAGUACCGUGGCUUCUUCUGCUGUUAUACCUCCAACUAUUCAGUAUCCAGGUAUAGGAACAAAGACAACAUCGUCAAGAAAAACUACAGGCAAGACAGCUGCAACAACUGGUAGUAGCAGUUCUAGGUUUUCUAAGUUAGUAGGUGGUGGUGACGCAUCAUAUAUAAUGGGUGCCAUCCAGCCGCCCAUCCACUUACCCGAUACAGAAAACAUAACAAUUGUUGUACGUGGUGGUACUGGUGGUGGUCCUAUGGCAGUGGAUGUUGAAUGGUGCCGAGACCCUGAUGAUGAACCACAGGGAUACCAGUGUGUGGUGGCAUCUCCAAAGAAGGAAUCUAAACUCAAAGGCUUGAAAUCAUUUAUUGCAUACCAAUUAACUCCAACGUUUAACAAUAUUCAAGUAUCCAGGAGGUACAAGCACUUUGACUGGUUACAUGAACGGUUGUUGGAAAAAUACUGCUGUCUAGUGCCAAUACCACCAUUACCAGAUAAACAAAUUUCAGGUCGGUAUGAAGAACAAUUCAUUGAACGACGUAAACAGCAAUUACAGGCGUUCGUAGAUGCAGUUUGCCGACAUCCCGUACUGUCACGAGGUUGGGUAUGGCGGCACCACUUCAUCACAUGUACAGACGAGAAACGCUGGAAGACGGGAAAGCGGAAGGCUGAAUCACGGAACACUAGUGCUGAGACGCUCACUGGGGCCAAUGUAUUUUUUGUAAUUAGAGUAGUGUCUGCAGAUGGUAGUAGUGACCCCCCUCCACCUAUCAACCCAGCAAUUUUAGACCGUGAAGUAGACGGCUUUCAGAGAUUCGUGGGCGGAUUAGAGGGAGCGUUAAAAAAUAUGGCACAGACGGUUGCAGAACAAUCAAAACGUAUGCAAACAUGUUAUAAACGUGAUGCUCAACGAUUAGGCCAGUCAUUUUAUAUGCUGGGUCAUGCAUAUAGUGGAGCAUCAACUUCAUCAAUAGGAGACACUAGUGGUAAUGGAAACGUGAUAAGUCUAACUACUCGGCAGCUGAUGACUGCAUUGAAGAAAACUGGUGAUGUGUACAAUGAAAUGGGUGGACGGCUGAUGGACGAGCUACCCGUUGUAGGAUGGGACUCAUUUGCUGAUAUGCUACAUGUGUACCGUGGUGUUGCAGGCGCAUUCCCUGAUAUACUAGCUGUACACAAGAGUGCAGUGCAAAAACGGAAAGAAUGUGAACGACUGUAUUCGGAAGGUUUACCAAUUGGUGGCAGUGGUAGUGAAGGAACUGGAGGAUCUGGUGGUGGAGCAUCGUUAUCUGGUUCUGGCGGUGGUGGAGCUGUAGCAGUUGCAGACCCAGAACAACAGCGACGGCUGCUGCGCGAGAUGCAACGUCGUACCGACAUAGUGUCAUAUGCUUUAUUAGCAGAGAUAAAUCAAUUUCAUCGAGAUCACGUACUUGGCCAAAUGUCUGGCCAUGUUCGUCAGCUUUUACGCAACCAAAUAGAAUAUUACAGAAAAAUUGCUGACAAUUUAGAAAACGUUUUACACAUGUACCCUGAUAAUGGUGAUGAAGACUCUAUAGGAAUAGAUCAUCAUUAUGAGCAACAACAUUACAAUCAAGGAAUAAUUGAUGAUAAUGCCUCUUAUCAACAUCAAUAUUAUUCUAAUCAGUAGUUAUUUAUUGAAAUGGGUAGCAUAAAAUAUGGUAUAUAACUAGAAUGCA